CCCUCCUUCCCCCCCCCCCCCGCGGGUUCCUUCGCUGCGAAGAAAAUGGCGGCGGCGCCGAGCGGCGGCGAGGAGCGGCUGGAAGAGCAGGCGGAGGAGGAGCCCCUGCCGGCCCUCCAGGAGCGUCCCCCCAAGGCCAAGAAAUCCCGCAAGGAGCAGCAGCGCCGCGACGACGACGACGACGGCGACCCCCCCGACCCCCCCGAGCCCUCGGGGGCCGAACCGGCGGAAGCGGGCAAAGCCGAGAGCUCGGAGGGUCCCGGGGGGGCCGCGCCGGCGGCUCCGGAGCCUUCGGCCUCCCCCAAGCAGCGCCGCUCCAUCAUCCGCGACCGCGGCCCCAUGUACGACGACCCCACGCUGCCCGAGGGCUGGACCCGCAAGCUGAAGCAGCGCAAGUCCGGCCGCUCGGCCGGCAAGUACGACGUCUACCUGAUCAACCCGCAGGGGAAAGCCUUCCGCUCCAAGGUGGAGCUGAUCGCCUACUUCGAGAAGGUGGGCGACACCUCGCUGGACCCCAACGACUUCGACUUCACCGUCACCGGCCGCGGGAGCCCCUCCCGGCGCGAGCAGCGGCCCCCCAAAAAACCCAAGGCCCCCAAAAGCCCCGGCACGGGACGGGGACGCGGGCGCCCCAAGGGCAGCGGGGCGGCGCGCCCCAAGGCGGCGGCGGAGGCCGGGGGGGGCACGCCGCUGAAACGGGCGAUGGAGAAGAGCGCCGGCAAGCUGCUGGUCAAGAUGCCCUUCGCCGGGGGGGGGACGACGACGACGACGGCGGCGGCGGCGGCGACGGGGGGGGCGGCGGUGACGGCCCCCCCCCCCCAGUCCGGCCCGGUGCUGGCGGCCAAGCGCCCCGGGAGGAAGAGGAAGGCGGACGCCGACAGCCACGCCGUGCCCAAAAAGCGAGGCCGAAAGCCCGGGGGGGCCGCCGGGGGGGGCGGCGGCGGCGGCGGCGGCGCGGGAGGAGGAGGAGGAGGAGGAGGCGGCGGCGGCGGCGGCGGAGGAAGCAGCGGCGGGGGGGGCCCGGCCGGCUCGCCCCCCCCCGAAGCCAAGAAGAAGACGGCGGCCGCCCCCCCGGCGGUGCAGGAGACGGUGCUGCCCAUCAAGAAGCGCAAAACCCGCGAGGCGGCGGCGGCGCCCCCCCCCCCCGAGACCCCCCCGGCCCCCCCCGAGCGCGGCGGCACCGGGGGGGGCGGCGGCGGCGCCCCCCCCCCGGCGGGGGGACCCCCAAGGGACCCAGGAGCGCCCGCAGCCCCGGGCGGCGCAGCAAAGAGGGGAGCCCCAAAGGGCGGGGGGGCAAGCGGGGAACCCCCCCCCCGCCGCCGCCGCCGCCCCCCCCGCCGCCGC
Messenger RNA from Cygnus olor (mute swan), 1344 nucleotides. Its product is annotated as methyl-CpG-binding protein 2-like. NCBI's taxonomy places the organism in Eukaryota, Metazoa, Chordata, Aves, Anseriformes, Anatidae. The record is from RefSeq and is a predicted model, not a curated record. The transcript is spliced from 3 exons. Gene Ontology annotation, cellular component: nucleus; heterochromatin. Gene Ontology annotation, biological process: negative regulation of transcription by RNA polymerase II. Gene Ontology annotation, molecular function: methyl-CpG binding; chromatin binding; double-stranded methylated DNA binding. The annotation marks the transcript as partial.